Messenger RNA from Phycomyces blakesleeanus NRRL 1555(-), 516 nucleotides. RefSeq lists its product as hypothetical. NCBI's taxonomy places the organism in Eukaryota, Fungi, Mucoromycota, Mucoromycetes, Mucorales, Phycomycetaceae. The coding region runs from base 1 to 516 and encodes 171 amino acids. The transcript is spliced from 3 exons. The record is from RefSeq and is a predicted model, not a curated record.
AUGUAUGAGCCUAAUUUCAAGGACGAGUACAAACCUAAAUCCAAAUCCAAAGACAACUUCAAUGUCUUUUACAAGGCUAAUUACAAAUACAAAGGCAGACAAGAAAAAAAAACUAAUAGAACUACUAAUACUAAUGACAAAGAUAAAGACAAAGGCAACCCAAAUAGCAAUAGCAAUAUCACUAUAAAUAUCCAUAUCAUUGUUAUUUCUCUUAUUCUUAUCAAUAAAAAUGAUUUAAGGAUAUUUGUUUUGGGCCUUUCAGUCGGAACUGCCCAAGUUAACGGUAAAGCUACCUUCAUAACAUCUACCUUUUGUUAUAUUGAGAUACUAAGAGAAUCCACAGCCGUUUGUGUAAAAUCACUGAAUAUUUACUUCUCUACUGCUUAUUUCAAUUGGGUGCCCAAUUGCCAUCGACUAAAGUAUGUGCGAGAGUCAGAGAUUCAAUUGUCCAACUCAAUUGUGAACAGAACUAUACUCCGAGUUAGCUGGGCAAGAGUAAUUAAUGAACUUGUUUAA